AUGUCGACGAACGUUCUCAAUCAAGAUUUUGGAUCUGAGGAUGAGGAUGAUGAUUUCGACCCAGCCCCCGCCGUUGAUUCAGACGAAGAGCCUACUGUUCCAAACAGACGCCGCGACCGCGCCGAUGAAACUAACGGCCAUGCUGAUGAGGAAGAGGAAGGCAUUGAAGGAGACCAUGCAGGUGGCGAUGGGGAAGAUCAAGACGAGGAAGGAGAGGAAGAAGAUGAUGAAGAGGAUGAGGACGAAGACGAGGAAGAUGAAGAUGCCGUUACGGGUCGGCCCAAGAAACGAAGAAGGCGAGGAGGUGUAAAUGCUUUCAUUGAAGAAGAAGCUGGUGUCGACGAUGACGAUGAAGAAGCAGAAGAUGAGGAAGACGAUAUGGGCGAUGGAUUCGGCGCUGAAAUGCAUCCUGACGACCUAGAUGCGCUCCCUGUUGGUGCUGAUUUGGAUGACCGUAGACACAGGCAACUAGAUCGUCAACGAGAGCUCGAGGCUCACAUGGAUGCCGAAAAACAAGCAGCUGCGCUUAAGGAACGAUAUGGGCGCAAUCGCAUGGCCGCAACGGAUUCUGUCAUUGUACCUAAGAGACUUCUCUUGCCUAGUGUGGAUGACCCUAGCAUUUGGGGCGUUCGUUGCAAACCUGGCAAAGAAAGAGACGUCGUUUUCAACAUUCAAAAACGAAUUGAACAACGCCCUCCAGGCUCACGACAUGGAUUGAAGAUAAUCUCAGCCUUCGAACGUGGGAAAACAAUGAGUGGCUACGUAUACGUUGAAGCCCGAAGACAGGCUGAGGUUCUGGAAGCGCUCGACGGGCUAUUAGACGUGUACCCAAAAACUAAAAUGAUCCUGGUACCCGUGAAGGAAAUGCCAGACCUCCUGCGCGUCAAGAAGUCUGAAGAACUCAACCCGGGUGACUGGGUAAGGAUUAAGCGUGGCAAAUACCAGGGCGACCUUGCUCAGAUCGAAGAAGUGGAAACGAAUGGCCUCGAGGUUACAGUACGACUUGUCCCACGAUUAGACUACGGACUUAAUGAAGACCACCAAGCACCUGUUGAUGCUAAACGGAAGAGAUUCGGUGGUCCUAAUGUUGUGGCUGCUCGGCCUCCACAACGCCUCUUCAGCGAAGCAGAGGCAAGUAAGAAACACGGUAGGCAUUUAGUCGGAACAUCGAACCUGAGCGGAAAGUCGUGGAACUACCUGGGCGAUACCUACGUUGAUGGUUUUCUCAUUAAAGAGAUGAAAAUCCAGCAUCUUACCACGACCAAUGUAAACCCUCGGCUGGAGGAAGUCACUAUGUUUGCUCGGGGCUCUGAUGAUGGUGCGGCCAAUUUGGAUCUAGCAUCCCUGGCUAAUACGCUCAAGAACACUGUUUCCGAGGAUGCGUAUCGACCUGGUGAUCUUGUUGAAGUGUACAAGGGCGAGCAACAGGGCAUAAUCGGUCGCACAGUCUCAACGCGGAACGAUAUUAUCACCUUGGAAGUUACGGAAGGUGACAUGAAGGGACAGAGAAUAGAUGCGCCUGUCAAAACACUGCGAAAGACCUUUAGAGAGGGUGAUCAUGUCAAAGUUAUUGGCGGUAGCCGUUACCAAGAUGAGUUGGGUAUGGUUGUGCAGAUCAACGGUGAUAGUGUUACUAUCCUCAGCGAUAUGAGCAUGGAAGAAAUUACUGUUUUUAGCAAGGACCUGCGGCUUUCGACUGAAUCUGGUGUGGAUGGAAAGCUUGGAACAUUUGAUGUGCAUGAUCUUGUCCAGCUUGACGCCACUACUGUUGCUUGCAUUAUCCAGGUCGACCGUGAGUCACUUCGAGUCAUUGAUCAAAACGGUUCUGUGCGCAAUGUACUCCCAUCAAGAAUAUCAUCUAAGAUCCCGAGGCGAAAGGAUGCUGUAGCUACAGAUCGCAAUGGUGCCGAGAUCCGUCAUGGUGACACAGUUCGUGAGAUGUAUGGUGAACAGCGAAGUGGAGUCAUUAUGCAUGUUCAUCGAUCAUUUCUUUUCUUGCACAACAAAGCCCAAACCGAGAAUACUGGUGUCAUAGUAGCCCGCACUUCAAAUGUCGUCACUGUAUCUGCAAAGGGAGGCCGUGCUACGGGGCCUGAUUUGACACGGAUGAAUCCAGCCAUUAUGCAACGCCCCCCUCAAGGCUCUGGUAUGCCUCCUCCAAGAUCAACUGGACGGGAUCGUCUCGUCGGAAAGACCGUCGGUAUCACAAAAGGAAGCUACAAAGGCCUCAUCGGCAUUGUCAGAGAGACUACUGAGGACCUGGUGCGGGUUGAGUUACACACCAAGGGAAGCAAAGUCAUGGUUCCAAGAACCGGAGUAGUUGUGAAGGAUCCUGUCACCGGUCAAACAAUCGAUAUGAACCGUGGCGGACGGCCUCGUGUGCCAGGCGGAGCUGGAGGUCCACCAAGAGAUGCAGGUUGGUCUGGGUCGCGGACACCAAGUGCUUCUAUGGACUCAAGAACACCUUCGUGGAGUGGUUCGUUGUCUUCUAGAACUCCUGCCUGGGGUGGCUCUGCAGCAAGUGGUUCACGAACGCCUGCUUGGAAAGCCGAUGGAUCUCGUACUGCUUACGGCGGUGGUAUGAGUGGAGGACGUACACCUGCCUGGAAUAGCGGUGCUCGGACGCCAUACGAUUCUAGCUCAGGCAGUGGCUUCGACGCAUUUGCCGCAGGCUCUCGUACUCCAGCAUGGGGAGCUGCAAGCGGCGGACGUACGCCUGCUUGGAGCGCCGGCGGAUCAACUACCAGUAAAGCUUACGAUGCCCCUACACCCGGCGGCGAUUAUUCCGCUCCCACUCCCGGCGCAUAUCCCACUGCUCCCACACCAGGGGCUUCGGGGUCAGCCUCGACUCCGCGCUGGACAGACAAUGCGCCUACUCCUGGGGCACUCAAUGCGCCAACACCUGGUUCUUAUGGUGGCGGUGGUGGACGGGCGUAUGACGCACCUACUCCUGCCAUGGCCGCUACACCUGGUGCCGCAGACGAUAACCCGACAUAUCUAGACGACUCGGAGUGA
Talaromyces proteolyticus is the source of this 3015-nucleotide messenger RNA. Its product is annotated as Spt5 C-terminal nonapeptide repeat binding Spt4-domain-containing protein. The coding region runs from base 1 to 3015 and encodes 1004 amino acids. The transcript has 5 exons. Lineage: Eukaryota; Fungi; Ascomycota; Eurotiomycetes; Eurotiales; Trichocomaceae. Gene Ontology annotation, cellular component: DSIF complex. Gene Ontology annotation, biological process: transcription elongation by RNA polymerase II; transcription elongation-coupled chromatin remodeling; regulation of DNA-templated transcription elongation. The record is from RefSeq and is a predicted model, not a curated record. Gene Ontology annotation, molecular function: mRNA binding; protein binding.